This is a messenger RNA of Oncorhynchus masou masou (cherry salmon), 4077 nucleotides long. Its product is annotated as gastrula zinc finger protein XlCGF17.1-like. Lineage: Eukaryota; Metazoa; Chordata; Actinopteri; Salmoniformes; Salmonidae. Gene Ontology annotation, molecular function: DNA-binding transcription factor activity, RNA polymerase II-specific; RNA polymerase II cis-regulatory region sequence-specific DNA binding. Gene Ontology annotation, cellular component: nucleus. The record is from RefSeq and is a predicted model, not a curated record. The transcript is spliced from 2 exons. Bases 426 to 1544 code for a protein of 372 amino acids. Gene Ontology annotation, biological process: regulation of transcription by RNA polymerase II.
GGAGCUCACUGGAGCUGAGUACCAGCACCUCAAUGUUCUACUGCUUGAGCUGAUGUUCCUCUUAUAGAAUAUUACCUCAACAGUAUUGUGGAGCUCCUGCAUCUAAAUAUAAACAGUACCCCACCACCUAAAAUGAGUAUCAAACUAUUUCAGUCCAAGUUAAGCACUGAAUUAGAUCAUUGCACAAGAAAAAAAUCAAAUAUAUUUUAAUAGAGAGUAAAGAGAGUGCCGGAACAGUCAAGACAAUAACUUUUUGUCUGUUUCUCAUUGUUACUACAGGACCACUACAAUUAAGUCUGAGUCCGGUAACAUCAACAGUGAGGACAAACCCAGCCUGCCUCUCUCCUUCCACACUGAGUCCAAACCCACAGUCACUGGGUCCUGAUUGUGACAGUGGAGCCCAGUUUGCACUGCAGGAUCCAGAGAUGGCAUCAGUGAAGCUGGAAGACUGCAGUCAAACACUGGAGCUGAAUGUCAACAUUAAAGAUGAAGAAGAGGAGGAGAAGAUUGGGAAAUCUUUUUCUCAUGGAGACCAUGUUGAGACAUUCUCUACAUCCAGAGAGGAACAGCAGGAAGCUCACAGAGCUAAGAGGUCUUACCCCUGCCCACAUUGUGAGGAGAUUUUCCCAUUUCUAUCAAAGCUAAAAGUACACCUAAAAAUACACACAGGAGAGAAUCGUUAUUCCUAUACUGACGGUGGGAAGAAUUUCACGACAUCCAAGGCUCUGACAGUUCAUCAGAGAACACACACAGGAGAGAAGCCUUACAUCUGCUCUGACUGUAAGGCGAGUUUCUCUCUACUGCGCAACUUAAAACGACAUGAACGUAUACACACAGGAGAGAAGCUUUACUCCUGCUCUGACUGUAAGGCGAGUUUCUCUCUACUGUGCAACUUAAAACGACAUGAACGUAUACACACAGGAGAGAAGCCUUACUCCUGCUCUGACUGUGGAAAGAGUUUCUCUCUACUGGGCCACUUAAAAAGACACCAACAUAUACAUACCGGAGAGAAGCCUUACUCCUGCUCUGACUGUGGAAAGAGUGUCUCUCGACUGGGCCACUUAAAAACACAUAAACAUAUACAUACAGGAGAGAAGCCUUACUCCUGCUCUGACUGUGUAAAAUGCUUCACAACAUCAACUGAGCUAAAAGUUCAUAAAAGAACACACACAGGAGAGAAGCCUUACUCCUGCUCUGAUUGUGUAAAAUGCUUCACGACAUCAACUAGGCUAAAAGUUCAUCAGAGAACACACACAGGAGAGAAGCCUUACAUCUGCUCUGACUGUGCGGCGAGUUUCUCUGUACUGUGCCACUUAAAACGACAUGAAAGUAUACACACAGGAGAGAAGCCUUACUCCUGCUCUGACUGUCCGGCGAGUUUCUCUCUACUGUGCAACUUAAAACAACAUCAACGUUUACACACAGGAGAAAAGCCUUAUCACUGCACUGACUGUGAGAAGAGAUUCUACAGAUUGGGCCAUUUAAAAAGACACCAAUGUAUACAUAAAGGAGAGAAGUCUCAUCAGUUCUCUCAGACCAGCUAAUAUUAGACACCACUUAAUUCUUAUGUCAUUAAAUAAUUGGCAACGUUGAAUUCAAUCAAAUGAAGAAAGCGUAGAACACUCUUGUAAUCCUGUUGUUUCUCACUGUGAGAGAACUGUUCAGAGGGAAUGGAGCAUUAUAGAAUAUUAGCCUGUCUUUACUGAUCAGUGUACACCUUGACAGUUUUGGUGAGUUUUGUUAGCAUCUACUGUCAAGAUAUUGAGCUGACCUUGGAUUUGCCCUUAAGGUUGAAUAUCCUUUGUGAGGCUUCUCACAGUGGAGUCUGAUGGUUAACUGAGUGGUACUGCUUCACUCUGCAGUUUUCUGUGGGAUUGAGCUAGUAGACACAACAUGCACUGGGUGUACAAAACAUUAAGGACACCUGCUCUUUCCAUGACAGACUGACCAGGUGAACCCAGGUGGGCUAAGGAAUGAAAACACUGGACACUGGAAAAUUGGAAACAUACUGCCUGGUCUGAUGAAUCCCUGUUCCUGCUGUUUCAUACUGAUGGGAGGAAAUGGUGGAAAAAGUACCUAACUGUCAUACUUGAGUAAAAGUAAUGAUACCUUAAUAUAAAAUGACUCAAGUGAAAGUGAGUCACCCAUUAAAAUACUACUUAAGUAAAAGUAUUUGGUUGUAAAUAUACUUAAGUAUCAAAAGUAAAAGUAUGAAUAAUUUCAAAUUCCUUCAAUUAAGCAAACCAGACGGCACAUUUGUCUUUAAAAAAUAUAUAUAGUACGGAUAGCCAGGGGCAGACUCCAACACUCAGACAUCAUUUACAAACGAAGCAUUUGUGUUUAGUGAGUCCGCCAGAUCAGAGGCAGUGGGGAUGACCAGGGAUGUUGUCUUUUAGUGUGUGAAUUGGACCAUUUCCUGUCCUGCUAGUCAUAAAAAAUGUCAAGGGUAUUUUGGGUGUCAGGGAAAAUGUAUGGAGUAAAAAGUACAUUAUUUUCUUUCGGAAUGUAGUGAAGUAAAAGUUGUCAACAAAUAAAUAAUAAAGUACAGAUACGCCCAAAAAACUGCUCAAUUUGUUAUUUAAAGAAAUUAUUCUGAAAAAAGGGGUGAAAUUAAAAAAACAAAAAAAUAUAUAAAUAGUAAAGUACAGAUACAACUAAAGUAGAUCUUUAAAUAAUUUUUGCUUCAGUACUUUACACCACUGCAUGCAUCCAUGCCGUGUGUCAGCAUUACAGGCUGGUGGUGUGUUUUCAGGGCACACAUUGGGCCUCUUGAUAAAAGUUGAGCAAUGUUUGAAUGUCACAGGAUAUCUAAACAUCAUUGCCAAUCAGGUGCCUCCCUUCAUGGCAGCAGUUUAUCCAUCUGCAAGUUGUUUUCUUCAGCAGGAUUAUGCCACAAGGUUUGCCCAGGAAUGAUUCCAAGAACAUGACAGGGAAUUCAGCUUACUGUGGGAGGAGAUGGAACGAGCUAUUCGGAGUUGACACCUUGGACAGUCUAUGCACUGAUGAAUUGAAGAUGUUCUGAGGACAAAGGGGGGUGCAACUCAAUAUUUUGAAGGUGUUCCUAAUGUUUUGUACACGGUGUAUAUCAGAUAAAGAUGGGGUGGUCAGUUUUUAGCAUUGGUAUGGGUGUAUUAUUUUAUUACUAAACUUUUGUUUAAUGAUUAACAGACUAUGAAUCUACUACUUGUUUAUUAAAUUGUCUUUAAUACUUGAUUCAUUAUUGUAGUCAUUGAUGAUGAAUGUAUUUGAAAGACUGUAUUGAAGUUAAUUCAUCUGGUGGCAGGUAGCCUAGCGGUUAAGAGUGUUAUUCCAGUAACUGAAAGGUUGCUUGUUUGAAUCCCGAGCCGACUUGGUGUAAAAAUCUGUCAUUGUGCCCUUGAACAAGCCAAUUAACCCUUAUUUGUCCUGUACCCUUAUUUGUCUUGUAAAUCUCUCUGGAUAAGAGCAUCCACUAAUUGUCAAGAAUGUAAUGAGAAAUAAUGUUUGUUCAUACAUUUUUUUUCUCUCUUGUGUAUAAUUAAAUGAAAAACUGUUUGAAGUGAAAUACUGUAUAUACAAUAAACAACAUUACCACUUUGUUUAUCCUGGUCAGAGGGACAGGACCAUAGUAAACUAGACUAUGUAACUGCUGCUGUUAGUAGCCUACAGUCUCCAUGUAGUACAGCAUGUCAGAUCACUAAUGAUUAGGUGUAUAGGCUGCUACAUUUCUGCUUAUGUCUUUUGGGAGUGAUAUGUUACAUUACAUUUACAUUUAAGUCAUUUGGCAGACGCUCUUAUCCAGAGCGACUUAUCAGGCUAAGUAACUACGAGGUACAUUAUUUACCCAUUUCAAUCUUAUACCAACCAACCCUGUGCUUGGUGUGACUGUUAUGGUCAGAACAGACCAUCUGAUAUGCCCUUAAAUAUUAUAAUAUGCAACCUGGAAUUAAAAUGUAAGAGGACCAGUGCUUCUACAGUGAAUCACAUUGUGCUGUUUGAGAUGUUGUUAGACUGCAUUGUAUCAUUUUUUUCCUCUUCUGAGUGCACUGGUGGGCAACAAUGAAUAUUUCAAAUACUUAUUUUCCACCAAAAUUUGUA